Messenger RNA from Cladophialophora bantiana CBS 173.52, 789 nucleotides. RefSeq lists its product as uncharacterized. The coding region runs from base 1 to 789 and encodes 262 amino acids. Gene Ontology annotation, cellular component: ribonuclease P complex. Lineage: Eukaryota; Fungi; Ascomycota; Eurotiomycetes; Chaetothyriales; Herpotrichiellaceae. The record is from RefSeq and is a predicted model, not a curated record. The transcript has a single exon. Gene Ontology annotation, biological process: tRNA 5'-leader removal.
AUGGUCCGGAUCAAACACCGCUAUCUCCUCUUCAACAUCCUCUAUCCGUCUCCCUCCGCACCCGCGCCCUCGACUUCCUCAGCUACCUCAGCAGCACCACCACCAUUGGCAUCAAGUCUCACCGUGAAAGACGCGGCUACACCACCACCGCCGCCAUAUAUCCUCUUCCUGCGCCCGUCGCCGAACCACCUCACGCCGGCAUUGCUUGUAACGCAUCUGCGCAGCCAGAUCCAGACGCUGUUCGGCGACCACGGCGUCUCCGUGACGCAGUCGUCGCUGCGGCUCGUGUACUUCUCACCCGCGACCUCGACGGGGAUCCUGCGCGUGCCGCGCGCCCACUUCCGUCUCGUCUGGGCUAGUCUCACCUUUCUAACGAGCGUCCCCGCACCUUCCUCGCUUCCUGCACCUCAUCCUUCUCCCGCCGGAGGGCCACGCGCAGGAGGGAAACGAGGAAGAGGAGGAACAGGCGACGCAGCAGCAACAGCAGUAUGGGGGCGUCAGGAGGUGGCUUGUGUGGUGCGAGUGGUCAGGGUGAGUGGGACCAUCAAGAAGAGUGAAGAGGAGCUUCUGAGGAGGGCGAGGAGGGAGGUUGUCAGAGCGAAGCUGCAGGGUCGAAGUGUAGGUGACCAGGAAGACGACGCGGUUCUGAAGGGUCUGUUUGCUGGUGAGAACGGGAAGACGGCCGCGAAGGGGAAAGGGAAGGCAGAUGGCCUGGGGCUGAUGGGCGAAGAAAGCAUUCUAGAUCUGGACGAGGAGGAUGAAGAAGACUUCGAAAAUGAUUCUGGUUGA